Molecule: messenger RNA, 423 nt
Organism: Macroventuria anomochaeta
Lineage: Eukaryota; Fungi; Ascomycota; Dothideomycetes; Pleosporales; Didymellaceae
Exons: 4
Coding region: 1-423 (140 amino acids)
Biological process (GO): protein N-linked glycosylation
Source: RefSeq, a predicted model, not a curated record
AUGCAAGCGUUCGCUGUUUGUCGCGACUGCCGUGUCGGUGGUGAACGUGAGCGUGCAUGUUGGGGAAGUCGGGACGCGGAGGUGUCUGCACAGGCCAAUCAGCGCCGAUCAGCCUGCGCGGCCAUGGAGAGGACACCUGCGCAGCUUCACCAUAGCUCCAAGCACCCAUCCGUCCACUGCACCAUGUCGAGCCCUCUUGCAGAUGUCUGGGAGGCUGCCGCGGCGUCGCCCUUCCAGCCCGCGAUCGGAAAGAACGGCCAGUUCACCAUUGGCUUUGCACUGCUGUUCGCUUCGCUGCUCUUGACCGGCUUCUUCGGCCUCAACCGCUCGCUCGCCAACCUGCCCCUCGUCGGCGCACCCGCUUCGAUAGCAUUUGGGUUCGGCGCAGUGUACAUGAUCUGCGCAGUCGGCGUCUACGUCUAG